Messenger RNA from Microsporum canis CBS 113480, 3699 nucleotides. RefSeq lists its product as hypothetical. Gene Ontology annotation, biological process: positive regulation of establishment of bipolar cell polarity regulating cell shape. Gene Ontology annotation, molecular function: protein binding. NCBI's taxonomy places the organism in Eukaryota, Fungi, Ascomycota, Eurotiomycetes, Onygenales, Arthrodermataceae. The coding region runs from base 1 to 3699 and encodes 1232 amino acids. Gene Ontology annotation, cellular component: plasma membrane of growing cell tip. The transcript is spliced from 3 exons. The record is from RefSeq and is a predicted model, not a curated record.
AUGGGGCCUCUCUCUCUGCCCGGACGGCGGACGAUGCCCAGAAACUGUUUUGCCUGCCUCCUCAACGUCGUCCUGGCUCUCCCUCUCACCACCCAGGCAGCGCUCUUCACGCCCACCCCUUCGCCAAACCUCGACCUCGGUCCGCUAGGCCGCAUAGCUCUCGUGGGAAACUUCGAUGCCGCUUCCCUUUACUCAUACAAACUAACAAAUCACGAAGGCCCCGCCGGCUUCAAUGGCUCCCUCGAACAGUCUCUCAUCGCUCCGCUGCCGGACGGCUCUCUUUUCCCCCUAUCUUCUGCCGAUGCUGAUAUCCUGGCCCUGUGUUCGUUGAAAGACAAGGAUGGAUCCGUCGCCAACGUCGUCGUCGGUGGUAACUUCACCAGCCUCGGAGGUGUCGAGUCGAACGGCAUCGCGAUUCUCGACUACAACAACAUCAGUGUAUCUGCCGUCCCUGGACUCUCUGGAUCGGUCAACGCACUCUACUGCGAUAGCGGGUCAAGCACCGUGUACGUCGGCGGGGAAUUCAGGAACGGGGACUCUGCCAACGCGGUAACGUGGUCACCCAAGUCUGGCCUCUCCAACCUCCCGUUCGGUGGAUUCAACGGACCAGUAAGCUCGAUUGUUCCCUCAAAGAAUGGACGGAUCCUGUUUGGUGGCUCGUUUGAUGGCCUAGGAAACACGACAAGCCCAGAGCGGAAAGACCAGCAGGUCGUCAACCUGUUCACGGCUGAUAUCACGGCUGGUUCCAGCACAACCGCCGGAGGUUUUGACAACCCCAGAAACGUUAUCUGCCCAACUGAUGGUCAGGCUGGAGAAGGAAAAACCUGGUUGCUCACGGACAACGCACCAGGUUACUGGCGUGCCAGUUUGAACUUUGGAUUCAGGCCCACGAAACUACGAAUUCGAAAUGCUAUAAUGGAUGGAAGAGGGACAAAGACCUUUAGAUUCACCGCCCUGCCGGAUGGCGGGAUUCUGAACAUGACCUAUAUCGACCCAGAGAGCGGCGAAAAGAUUCCCUGCGAUGCAAGAUGUCCCCUCUCUAAUGACCCAAAGCUAGCCACUCGAGACUUCCAUUUCGUCAAUAAUGUCGGGAUGAGCUCGUUCCAGUUGGACAUUUCGGAGUGGUACGGACAGGGCGGUGGUUUCACUGGUGUUGAGCUGUUCCAGGACGAUAUUUAUGCGUAUGCUGUCAAUGAUCUCAACGAGCCUACAUGUGCUGGCAUCCCUUUUGCCUCCGAGGCUACCACGACCGGAAACUGGAAUGUUCAGCCAUCUCUGGAAAGUUCUUCUGACUAUCUAUCCACCAAAAUAGACACAUCUACCGAAUUUACGACCUCUGUCACAAUUCUACCAGACAUCAAGCAGUCGGGAAACUACUCAGUUACCAUAUUCACGCCAGGAUGUGUUCAAGAUGGAACCUGUGCCACUCGUGGGAUUGCCAACGUAACCGCAACUUUCAAGUCCUCCGAGGACAUGGCUACCCAGGCGUCCAUAUAUCAGACCAACAACUUCGACAAGUUUGACCAAAUAUAUGUUGGCCACGUCGACGCCAGCAGCAGCAAGUUCAGACCCUCUGUCACAGUCGCUGCUCGCCGCGAUCAAGGUGUAAUAGACUUCGUGGCGUCUCGAGUCCGGUUUCAGUUGAUUUCAUCUACAGGCGGCUUGAACGGACUGUACGAAUUCGACCCAGGUGCAAAGACUGUCGAUACCAAUUUCACUAAUUCCGCAAUCAACAAGGCCGGUACUGAGCUUGAGCCCGAAGCCGCCGUGAACUCACUUAUUUGGGACAAUGAUACCCUAUAUAUCGCAGGAAAUUUCACAAACUCGUCCAUUAGCAACAUACUGUCUCUUUCUGACGGAAGGGCAUCUUCAUUAUCACAGGAUGGUUUGAACUUCGCCGUCAAGUCGAUGCAGCUACUCGACGGUCUACUCUACGUUGGUGGAAACUUUUCGAACACUGCCAGCGGCGAAAAUGAUAAGCUACGGGGUGUUGGAGCUUACUCUAUAUCUGACAAGAGCUGGGUCCCACUCGGUGCAGGAGUAAACGGCCCCGUCACGUCACUCGUCCUAUUUCCUAUCAAUGUUACAUCUGACAAAACGGAAACCACCAUCGCAGUAAAUGGGUUAUUUACCGAGAUCAACGCGGUCGAUGGUCGUCCCGCUAUCACAGCAAAUGGGUUUGCCGUGUGGGUACCGUCAAAGAAGAAGUGGCUGCAGGAACUUGACAUUGACCGUAUGGCGUACGUUGGCCAGCUUACUACCUCCGUCGAAGUGGAUAAGGAUAUCCUCUUGGCUGGGAACCUGGCUUCCGGUGGAAUUGCUUCUCACGGCGCCGUCAGCCUAGUCGAUAACAAUAAGCUUGGGCUUCGUGCCUUACCAGUCAACAUCGAUCUAGGUCGGCCACAAGUACCUCAACGAAACGCAAAGCGGGCAAUCGCAACUGACGAUAGUAAUGGCGUCCUUACCGGCCUAUUUGACAUGGAAGGAGGCCGCAAUCUCACAAUGCUAGCCGGUCACUUUACUGCAAAGACAUCCGAUAACUCCAUAGUUAAUAACUUAGUUUUCCUCGAUGGUGCACAAAAUGAUGUCGUGACUGGCCCAGGCCCUGGGAUCGAUGAAAAAUCAACUUUCUUGUCCCUUGCAGUUCACAACAACCUACUUCUAGCUGGCGGAAGGGUUUCCGGGCGAGUUGCAGAUGCCAACAUAAAAGGCCUUGUUGUCUACGAUCUCAACAACGGUCAACGUUACGCGUCAAGCCAACCUUCUGCGUUAGAUGGCGACAAUGUCGAGGUACGCACCAUCGCUCCUCGGCCAGGCACUACCGAUAUAUUUGUUGGAGGUGUCUUCCAAUCCGCGGGCUCUCUGCCCUGCCCAUCAGUCUGCAAUAUUCAAAUUGAGAGUAAUCAGUGGAGUCGUCCCGGGACAGCUCUCCGUGGUGACGUCUCGGUUCUCUUAUGGGCAGAUAACGACAAACUACUUGUUGCUGGAAACCUCACCGUUGAACACAAUGUAACCAUGCUCGCGAGGUACGAUGCUAAGGAACAGGAGUGGUCCACUAUUACCGGGAAAAACUCUGAAAGCAUAACUGGAGAAGUCAAGGCAUUAGGUCUUGCAAGGAGUGAUGGCUCACAGUUUUGGAUUGCUGGAAAAUCUAACAGUGGCAUGUCCUUCCUUGUUCAUUACGACGGUACUGAGUUCCGUUCUGUUGGCCAUUUAUUCGGCGAUAAUACCUCGAUUGAAGGGCUCCAGGUCCUUCCCUUAACGAAAACCCACGAUAAGACCGACUUGCUCGACGAAAACCAAUCCCUCCUAGUAACGGGUAAGCUCCAGCUGCCUAGUUUUGGAUAUGUGUCUGGGGCCCUUUUCAACGGAAGCACUCUUGAGCCGUUCAUUCUCUCUAGUAUGUUCGAUGGCCGACCAGGUAGCAUAUCUGGAAUAUUCUCUGAGAAUACAAUUAACGUUGCUGGCCACCACGGACAAAAACCCAGAGGAAUUGUAGUCCUCAUCUCCUUUUGCAUAGCGCUAGGCUGUGUUUUCCUACUCGUCCUCUUUGGUAUCCUACUAAACCGCUACCGCCGCUAUCAGCAAGGCUAUAUCACUGCUCCACAAGGCACAGAUCGGAAACCAGAUCUCAACCGAGUUCCUCCAGAAUACCUGUUGGAGUCUCUCCGUCAUCGAACUCCUGGUGCACAAAUUUAA